AUGGACAGAUGCAAUACAUGGCCGCCCAAUCCCGAAGAACUGCCAGAAAGCGAGGUCCAAAACACGUCUGUCCACACCAACAACUCCAACGUCCCAUUCGCACCGAUUUUGUUCCAAGGCGAGAAUGUGAUGGCCCUUCCUGCUCAGUGGGUAUUUGCACACCUGUCGCCCCCCCAUGUUGACCAAUUCGUCACGGCCGAGGACAUACUCCGGCCACCUUACCAGACCGCCCAGCCGCCACCACCGAUUUUAAUGCUACCCACUUCGACAGCAUAUAUGGGGCUCGACUCAAUAGCAGCAGGAGCAAGAGGAGGCAACGGAUCUCUAAUGAUGGACCCACUAGCAGAGUAUGAGAGCGGCGCUCGUUUGGAGGCGCAGGGAAGGGAAACAGACAUGUCGCUUGAUAUCGCAAUGGCAAUGGAGGACCAACGACCCAUGUACUUUGUCCUGAGUCGCUUCCAACCUCCAAGCGUCACCCAUGUAACAACAGUGCCUCCACCAUCAAUGCCACCACAGCCCACGGAGGAACACCUUCAUGAUAUGUUAAUGGUGCCCGAUAUGUACGCCAUGGACACUCUUCCGCGGGACGACCCAAUAUCGAUGGGAGCCUUUCAUGGUGCAGGAAUGACUAUCUCGCCCGCUGAUACAAUGAACUCGCCUCUGCAUUCCUCUCUGACACCAGCUAUGGAUGCGUUGUCAGCAGCAACACCCAACAUGGUUGGCUCGCCGUACCUGCCAGCAAAGGACGAGCCUGGGGAGGGCGAAGGUUUUGAAUAUUACGAAUAUGACGAUGAAAACGACCUCGAGGGCGACAAUGACAACGAUAUGGAAGAGGACGACGAUAACGAAAACGACCGCAGUAGCAGCAUCGACAACACUAUGACCAACGACAACGACAACGACGCAAAACUAAGGUCCAAGAGACGCAUGCUGUUGCCUGUCCUCUCUGCAAAUGCACCUUCUCUCGGCAGCCCGAUCUCAACCGACACCUCCUGGCGAUCCACCAAGGCGAUCGAAGUCACACCUGUGACAAGUGCGGUCGAUCCUUUGCAAGGAAGGAUGCCUGGCGAGUCCAUCAGAACUCUUGCAAACGAACUACCCCACAGCAUGAGCGGACAACAGCAACAACGCCAUUAUUAUGAAUAA
Linnemannia hyalina is the source of this 1146-nucleotide messenger RNA. The record is from the annotation of a GenBank genome assembly. NCBI's taxonomy places the organism in Eukaryota, Fungi, Mortierellomycota, Mortierellomycetes, Mortierellales, Mortierellaceae.